Messenger RNA from Prorocentrum cordatum, 802 nucleotides. NCBI's taxonomy places the organism in Eukaryota, Dinophyceae, Prorocentrales, Prorocentraceae. The record is from the annotation of a GenBank genome assembly.
CGACGCCCAGUCCGACGCUCAGCCCGACGUAUCCUCCGGCCGGAGGCAUGGCUGCCACAGGCGAUCCCCACCUGCAAAAUGUUCUUGGUCAGCGGUUCGAUUUGAUGAAGCCGGGCAAGUACGUUCUGAUAAACAUCCCUCGUGGAAGGCACAAAAACGCAUUGCUUCGCGUGCAGGCCGACGCGCGUCAAAUGGGAGGACAUUGCGCAGACAUGUAUUUCCAAGAACUGAAUAUUACAGGGGAGUGGGUGGAAGCUACAGUGUCUGGCGGUCUCCGUUUCCAAGCUUGGAGUGUGCAGCACGAGCAGCCAAAUUGGUUGAAGUUUGGGAAGGUGCAGGUGAAAGUUGCCCAUGGGCGCACUCAGAACGGUGACCAGUAUCUGAACUUCUAUGUAAAACAUAUUGGACAUUCUGGAUUCACUGUCGGAGGAUUACUAGGAGAAGACGACCACACGGAGGCAGCGAUACCCUCGGAGGCUUGCAUGCACCACCUUACCCUGCUUAAGGCGUUAUCCAAUCAGUCUCGGAGCGCACCCGUUUUCUCGGUUGCCGAAGCGAGCUACGCUUAAUGACGCGCGCGCGUGGCGUGAAGCUGUGGUGAACUUUUGCAGAGUGCAAGACGCUCUGAGACAAUAACCGCUGAGAUAAUAACCGCUCUGGGUUCGCAAGGUGCUCCUCGCUGCUCCCUAGGCCCACCCAUGGCUGUUCCUCUGGCUCUCCUCGUGCACCCGGGCGCUCUCGGCGCCGCAAAGAGGACCCCGUUCCAUGCUCAGCGCUCCUCAUGGCAGCAGCUUGACUGCAC